AUGAUCCCUGACAAUCACAGCACAUCAGUUAAACGUCUACAUUCAUUGAUUACACGACUUCGUAAGGAACCAGAAACUUUGAAACAAUAUGAUGAAGUAAUCAAGGAUCAAAUUGAGAAAGGAGUUGUGGAAAGAGUGACAGACACGAAUGACGGAGAAAAAGUAGGGCACGUUCACUACCUACCUCAUCGUGAAGUAAUGCGAUCAGAUCGAUCCACUACAAAACUUCGUGUUGUCUACGAUGCUUCUAGCAAAGGACCCAAAAAUGUUGGUCCAAGUCUCAAUGACUGUCUUUAUACUGGUCAAAGUCUUACACCACUGUUAUUUGACAUCCUUCUCAGAUUUAGAACACAUAGACUAGCAAUCACUUCAGACAUCGAAAAAGCCUUCUUGAACAUCAGUAUUUCUCCAGAACACAGAAACUUUCUCAGAUUCGUGUGGGUGAAUAACAUAGAAGAUGAAGAUCCAGCAAUUGAAGUUUUUCGUUUUACUCGUUUGGUGUUUGGACUUACAUCAAGCCCUUACAUCUUGAAUGCUACUAUACGUCACCAUUUGGAUCAGUAUGCUCAACAGGAUCCAGGAUUUGUAAAGGAAGUUGUCAACUCUUUGUACGUUGAUGAUUAUACAUCAGGAGCUGAUGAUCUCAAAUCUGCAUCUGAACUAGCCCUCAAGGUAAAACAGAGAAUGCUGGAAGGAGGAUUCAACAUGAGGAAGUUCACAAGUAAUUCUACAGAACUGAUUCAAGAGCUUCAGGACAUUAAACUGUUUAGCAAUAGUUUAAAUCCUACACUAACACUGAAUGCCAAAUGUUAG
Molecule: messenger RNA, 813 nt
Organism: Actinia tenebrosa (Australian red waratah sea anemone)
Lineage: Eukaryota; Metazoa; Cnidaria; Anthozoa; Actiniaria; Actiniidae
Source: RefSeq, a predicted model, not a curated record